GUUUAAAAGUGAAAAUAUUAAAAUAAUAAUUAUUGUAAACUGAAAACCAUAAAAUCUAUUACGAUGUUUUCUUUUUGACCAAGUGAUCAGUGCAAAAAACUACAAUGUCGCUCGAAAUCCCGUUGAUGAGCACCGACGAGGUGAUAGAGCUUGAUCCUGAUCAGCUACCAUCCGGGGAUGAAGUGCUUAGUAUAUUACAGCAGGAACGCUCUCAACUCAACGUCUGGAUCAAUGUUGCCCUUGCAUAUUACAAACAAAAGAAGAUCGAUGACUUCCUCAAAAUCCUGGAGGCGUCCCGCGUGGACGCCAACAUUGACUACAGAGACUUUGAACGGGACCAGAUGCGAGCCCUUGACAUGCUGGCUGCGUAUUACGUCCAGGAGGCCAAUAAGGAGAAGUCAAAGGACAAAAAAAAGGAACUGUUCACAAAGGCCACUUUACUGUAUACCAUGGCGGAUAAGAUCAUUAUGUAUGAUCAGAACCAUCUCCUCGGGCGAGCAUACUUCUGCCUUCUGGAAGGUGACAAGAUGGGUCAAGCAGACACACAGUUCAACUUUGUGCUCAACCAGUCACCAAAUAACGUGCCCUCACUCCUUGGCAAGGCUUGCAUAGCAUUUAACAGGAAGGAUUACAGAGGAGCUCUGGCUUUCUAUAAGAAGGCUCUUAGAACCAAUCCCAACAGCCCAGCUGCUUUGCGCCUUGGAAUGGGACAUUGUUUUAUGAAGCUCAAUAAUCAGGAAAAGGCCAGGAUGGCCUUUGAAAGGGCAUUACAACUGGACCCACAGUGUGUAGGUGCAUUGGUUGGUCUCUCCAUAUUGAAGCUCAACUUGCAAGAGAGUGAAUCCAAUAAAAUUGCCGUUAUUAUGUUGUCUAAAGCAUAUGCCAUCGAUCCCAAGAACCCUAUGGUAUUGAACCAUUUGGCUAACCAUUUCUUCUUUAAAAAGGACUACAGCAAAGUCCAGCAUCUCGCUCUCCACGCGUUCCACAACACAGAGAACGAGGCGAUGCGCGCAGAGAGCUGCCACCACCUCGCGCGAGCCUUCCACGCGCAGGGCGACUGUGUGCAAGCCUUCCAGUACUACUACCAGGCCACACAGUUCGCGCCUCCCAACUUCGUGCUGCCCCACUAUGGACUUGGCCAGAUGUAUAUCUACAGAGGCGAUACGGAGAAUGCCGCACAAUGUUUCGAAAAAGUGUUAAAGGCACAACCGGGAAACUACGAAACUAUGAAAAUCCUCGGCUCCCUGUACGCCAGCUCGCCGUCACAGUUGCAACGCGAUAUAGCGAGACAACAUCUCAAAAAGGUCACUGAACAAUUCCCAGAAGACGUGGAGGCUUGGAUUGAGUUGGCUCAAAUAUUGGAACAAAAUGAUUUACAGGGUUCCCUGAACGCGUAUACGACAGCGAUGAAAAUUCUCAAAGAGAACGUAAACGCGGAUAUACCUGCGGAAAUUCUCAACAACGUCGCGGCGCUGCACUAUCGGUUAGGAAACCUGAACGAGGCCAAGAAAUACCUUGAAGAAGCCUUGGAGAGAGAAAAAGUGGACGCCGAGACCUUAGACGCCCAAUACUACAACUCUAUCGCUGUCACCACAAUGUACAACCUGGCUCGAUUGAACGAAGCCCUGUGCGUUUAUAACAAAGCCGAGAAACUGUACAAAGAUAUCUUGAAGGAACAUCCCAAUUACAUCGACUGCUAUUUGAGGUUAGGCUGUAUGGCCCGAGACAAAGGCCAAAUCUAUGAAGCAUCCGAUUGGUUCAAGGAAGCUUUGAAAGUCAAUACCGAACAUCCAGACACUUGGUCUUUACUCGGCAAUCUACAUUUAGCCCAACAGGAAUGGGGACCAGGGCAGAAGAAAUUCGAGAGGAUUUUACAAAAUUCUUCUACUUCCAAUGACGCUUAUUCCUUGAUCGCUUUAGGUAACGUUUGGCUCCAGACGCUGCACCAACCGUGCCGUGAGAAGGACCGCGAGAAGAGGCAUCAAGAGCGCGCGCUGGCCAUGUACAAGCAAGUGCUCAAGAACGACCCCAAGAACAUCUGGGCCGCCAAUGGCAUCGGAUGCGUUCUAGCGCAUAAGGGGUGUAUAAACGAGGCGCGCGACAUCUUCGCGCAGGUGCGCGAGGCCACGGCCGACUUCCCCGACGUGUGGAUGAACAUCGCGCACAUUUACGUCGAGCAGAAGCAGUACAUCAACGCGAUACAGAUGUACGAAAAUUGCAUCCGCAAAUUCCGUAUGCAACACGACGUGGAAUGGCUGACUUGGUUGGCUCGCGCGCAAACGUUCGCGAGCCGGGCCCGGGCCGCCCGCACCGCGCUCCUCAAGGCGCGCAGAGUGGCGCCUCAUGAUACGUCCCUGCUGUACAAUACUGCGCUCGCGUUGCGGAGACUGGCCGCUCAUGUGCUUAAGGACGAGCGUUCGGAGUUGAAAGUCGUGUUACGCGCCGUACACGAACUACACGUUUCACAUAGGUAUUUUACACGUCUCUCAAACGUCGAGGGAGCAGAGGGGGAAAGACCCGAGCGUCCGGAAGGCGCGGAAAAACGCGCCUCCGAGACAUCCGCCAACGCCGCAGCUUUGGAGGCUCGAACCUGCGCCGACCUACUGUCCCAGGCUCAGUGGCACGUGGCCCGAGCGAGGAGACAACACCAAGAGGAGUUGGAGCUGAGGGAUAGGCAGCGGGAGCAACGGGAGGCCUUCCGCAGGCAACAGGAAGAAGAGCGUAAGCGCCGCGAGGAGCAGCAAGCAAAGAGCACCGUGGAGCAGCUGCAGAAGCGACAAGAGUACAAGGAGAAGACCAAGAAUGCGCUGCUCUUCGCAGACAUGCCCAGCGAGAGCAAGAGCAAAGGCCGCGGGCGACGCAGGGACGAAUACAUAUCCGAUUCCGGCAGCGAGCCCGACCGCCCGAGGGAGGAAGGUCGCGAGCCGAAGCAGCGCAAGCGCAAGCGCGAGGCGGGCGAAGGGCGCAAGGGCGGUAGGAGUAAGAAGCGCGACCGCGGCAGCAACAGCGAUAGCGAUGCGCCGCGCAAGAAGGGACGCAAGAAGGGAGAAAGAGGCAUCGGACGUCGAGAGAAAUCGAAGAUGGCGGACGACAAACUCAGCCAGAAACAACGCGCGAAGAUCGUUUCCAAAGAGACGAUAUCGUCAUCGGAUUCGGACUCUGAUGCCGGCGGCCGCAAGUCUCGCAGCCGCAGCCGUAGCCGAAGCCGCAGCCGUAGCCGCAGCGGAAGCCGCAGCCCGCCCGCUAAUAAAGGCCGCAAGAGAAUUAUGUCUGCUUCGGACAGCGAUAGGUCUCGUUCCAAGAGUCGUUCGAAAUCUCGCAGCCGAUCUCGUUCAGGAUCAGCCAAGAGCCGUUCCAGAUCUAAAAGCCGCUCCAGAUCCAAAAGCCGUUCCAGAUCUAAAAGCCGCUCUAGAUCCAAAAGCCGUUCGAGAUCCAAGAGUGGUUCACGUUCCAAAAGCCGAUCGAGAUCUAAAAGCCGCUCCAAAUCUAAAUCCAAGAGCCGAUCCAGGUCCAAAAGUCGGUCCCGGUCCAAAAGCCGCUCAAGAUCAAAAAGCCGCUCAAGGUCAAAAAGUCGUUCAAGGUCGAAAAGUCGUUCGAGAUCCAAAAGCCGUUCGAGAUCGAAAAGUGGAUCUAGAUCGAAGAGUCGGUCACGAUCUCACUCAAGGUCAAAAAGCCGUUCGCGAUCCAAGUCCAAAAGCGUAUCGCGGUCACGAUCUCGAUCUAAGAGCGGUUCUCGCAGCCGCUCCCGCUCCCGCUCUCACUCGGGCUCCCGCUCUCGGUCCGGGUCCCGCAACUCUAGGCCCGCCACGCCCGAGUCCAGGAAGUCUGUGUCUGCGAGUGAAGAUGAAAAUUAGUUACUUUUGUAAAUAUUGUAUUGUUUAAUGUUACUUAUAUUCCGAUCGCUCAUUAAACGCCACUGAUUAGCCGCAAGAGCCGCUCGCACUGAAUUCAAUGUAUAUUUGGACUGCAGAAAGCUGCAUCAAUUACUGCAUUUUUUUUUUAAGAAUAUUAGCCAUGCCAACUUAUAAUAAUCAUAACUAAUACUCCCCUUUCCCCUCCAAUUAAGCGUA
Messenger RNA from Maniola jurtina (meadow brown), 4070 nucleotides. It is a transcript of the gene Ctr9, whose product is annotated as RNA polymerase-associated protein CTR9 homolog. Gene Ontology annotation, biological process: regulation of DNA-templated transcription. Gene Ontology annotation, molecular function: RNA polymerase II complex binding. The record is from RefSeq and is a predicted model, not a curated record. The coding region runs from base 105 to 3854 and encodes 1249 amino acids. The transcript has 20 exons. NCBI's taxonomy places the organism in Eukaryota, Metazoa, Arthropoda, Insecta, Lepidoptera, Nymphalidae. Gene Ontology annotation, cellular component: Cdc73/Paf1 complex.